AUGGAUAUGUUGAAAGGUGAACCCGAAGAACCAAAACGAGAAAUAUUAUCGGAAAAAAAUAAUAUUAAUUAUGAUACUACUCAAUAUUCUUACGCAAAUGAAAAAGUAAUUGAAGACAUAAAAUUACCACCAACUUAUCAUCGUAAGCGAGAAAAUAAAGCUGACAUUGAAGAAAAUAUUUCAAGUAAAAAGACAAAAUGUGAGACGAAUGAUCCUAAUGCAGAAAAUCUACAACUAAGAAACAAUAGUGAAAAUUUUUCCUUCGAGUUUUUUCCCCCUUCUGAUAAUAUUAAUAAAGAGCUUGAAGACAACGACGAAGAAAUUAAAUUUGAUCUAAAAAACAUUUCAAUAGAGUUGAAGCGUGAACCAAAAGCUAAGUGGGAAGUUGGUUGUACUUGUAUAACAGAUAGAUUUCGCCAGUAUCAAAAAGAUAUUCUCAAGAAAGCACAGAGAGAAGGUUUAAAAUAUGAUAAUAUUUACGAACUUCUACACUUGGUUGGCGGAGACGUUUUUAUGGAUAGUGUAAAAUCUCAAUUGAACAGAAUAGUCGCAUCCAUGUUCAAUAAUCUAUAUUAUAGUAUUCCGGAAGUUGCCCCAUCAAAGCUAUCCGAGGAGGAACAUUGUGAUAUGUUCAUAUAUCCAAUUACUCGUUCGUUUCAUCGACCCGAAAAAGAAUAUGAACUUGGAUUAAAUCGUGCCACCGCAAGAUCAAAAACAAGACCCGAUCUUUCGUGUUUAGUGAAUGGUGUGGCAAUCUUAAACUCAGAGUUUAAGCCAUUGGGUUUCACACCAUUACAAGGAAAAAAGGAUAGGUUGAAAGCUCAAUUGAAAGGGAGAAAAUCAAUAAACCAACAAUUAGAAAGAAAGGGAGGUCCAGGCGAAAGUGCUAUAUUUUUAAACCUCGGUGAUUCGAUGGAAUCCUUUAUUAUGGAUCUAAAAUUUGACGGUUUAUACCGUUCCUGGCUGUUUCUCAAAACAAAGGUGGUAGUCGACAAAUCUGCAAUUCCGUUAGCAGAAUUCGCGAUAAGUCAUUUCGUUGCUUUGGAGAAUUUCAAAUAUCGAAGUGAUCAAUUUACACCACCUACACAAAUGUCUUAUAUUCGCAAACUUCCAGAUACGCCACAAGAAAAAGAUACUGCACAUGAUGGGUUUGAUUUUUCAGAUGUUCCAAGCUAUGCAGAUGCAAAACUUAUUCAAGAAGAAGAAAGUUUAAGCAAAUUAGAAACAGUCUAUCAACAUUAUCUUAUGAAGAAGCUGGAUAUUUUUGUUUCCAAAUACCCAAGCAUGCAACUGAAACAUGUAGAUACUCACCAGAAACCUAUUCUUAAGGGACAAAAACCAGAUAUUAUCUUCUAUUUGCAAGAUCGAGCCAUCUCAAAUAUCAAUAUUGUUUCUGUUUUAGAGAUCAAAGUCACUGAAAAAGAGGAUGAAUGGGUGAAAGCCACAUCUCUUGCAGAAUCACAAGGAGGCAACAGGGAUUUGACAACUUGUCAUCAUAUUCAAUUCAUUAAAGCUGUAUUGACUGAAAAUAAUGAUACCUAUUUCUAUAUAACUGGUAUCCUUCCAUUUAGAAAAGUUGGAUCCCAUUAUCUUGCACACUUUUGUUUAUCAACAUCAGAACUUCUUGGAUUUUCACUUCCAACAAUUAAAUAUCAAGAAAAAAUAUUUGAGGCGACAGAGAUACUUGGAACUGGCGCAACAAGUACUGCUUACUUACUUGGAAAUGAUUAUGUCUUAAAGAAUGAUAUGAUAUCUAGACGUUAUCCAUACCAACUUGGUAAAGAUAUUCAAAAAGGAAUCAACACAAAUCAUAUUGCGUUUGCUGAUAAACAUCUUUCCGAGUUUCCAUUGGAUUUGGUAUCAGGUUAUUAUACAUUAGAAAAAAAAGGAACCACAAUAGAAAAACUUGAUGUGGUGAUAGUUGAAGCAACAGCAAUAACAGAAGAAGGUCACAUAAUUCCUGGAGCAUCAGUUGGAGCAACACCCGAAAUUGUUCAAUCUGCAGCUCAUGUGGUGAUUGAAGUUAAUACGGCGUUACCUAAUUUUGAAGGAUUACAUGAUAUCACAUUAAGCAAGUUUGCACCUUAUAAAUUUCCAAUUUUAGUUCAACGUGUUGAUGAUAGGGUGGGAACUCCAUACAUUCCAUGUGAUAGUGAUAAAGUAAUAGCAGUCAUAGAGUCAACGGUGUUAGAUAGAACAACAGAUAGUGAACCCCAGGAUGCUACAUCACAUAAGAUUGCGAAUAAUAUACUUGAAUUUUUGGAGCAUGAAGUUAGUAUGGAUCGGCUACCAAAACAAUUGUUACCGUUACAAUCCGGCGUAGGAAAUAUAGCAAAUGCUGUUAUUGGAGGACUUGCCGAUGGACCUUUUACUGAUGUAGAAGUUUGGACAGAAGUAAUUCAAGAUACAUUUCUUGAUUUUUGGGAACAUCAUAAAUUGUCAUUUGCAUCGGCAACCAGCGUAGCAUUUUCACCAACAGGAUUUAAAAGAUUUUAUGAGAUGUGGGAUUAUUUAAAGGAUCGAUUGGUGUUGAGAAGCCAAAGUGUUUCCAAUUCGCCGGAAGUUAUUAGAAGAUUAGGUGUUAUAGCGAUGAAUACUCCUGUUGAUAUAUAUGCACAUUCCAACUCUACACAUGUAUGUGGCACAAGAAUGUUGAAUGGGCUUGGUGGAUCAUCAGAUUUUUUGAGAAACUCUAAAUUAAGCAUUAUGCAUACACCAUCUACAAGACCAACAAAGAAAGAUCCAAUAGGAAUUUCCUGUGUUGUACCAAUGUAUGUAAUAGUGACAGAACAUGGCUUAGCGGAUAUAAGAGGCUUAUCGCCGGUAGAACGAGCCAAAAUGAUAAUUGAUAAAUGUGUUCAUCCGGAUUAUAGAGAUAUCUUAAAAGAUUAUUUUGAAAUCUCAGAAAAGAAAUGUUUAAAAAUAGGUGCAGCACAUCAACCACACAUGUUGGAUAAAGUAUUUAAAAUGCAUUUAAAUGUCAUGGGCGAAGAAAAUACUAUGAGAAUUAAAUCUUGGGAUUAA
Molecule: messenger RNA, 3024 nt
Organism: Entrophospora sp. SA101
Lineage: Eukaryota; Fungi; Glomeromycota; Glomeromycetes; Entrophosporales; Entrophosporaceae
Source: the annotation of a GenBank genome assembly